AUGGCCGAAGGAAAAAUUAGCUUCGAAUUUCACGAUGAAGAUUUUAAAGAAAUCGAAAUUGAAGACCAAUCCUCCCCUUCUCGCCCAAGUCUUAUUUACAUACCUAAAUCUGUCUCAUCCUCAUUAAAUAACAACUUUCAAACAAAUGAAUCUGCACCUCGAACUCCUCAGCAGCUAUCUACUCCUAUGAUAAUUCCAAUAAGUGAAAGAGAUCUUAAGUUCACUCAAUGUAUUAGAUAUGCGAAAUUUAUCAGAAUAAUGUCAAUCCUAGAAUCAUUGUUUACCUUUAUUUUUCUUAUUGCUCCUGAUGGUAUGAAAUUUUUGAUGUUUUUAAUUAUUGUUCCAGUCAUUGGCUUCCUUGCAGGAAGAUAUUAUAAGAUUUGGCUUGCGGUUACAUAUUUAGUUUAUAUUGUGCUGCUAGCUAUAGUGAGAAUUAUUUUAAUGGCAAUUCUUUAUGAUGCUUUGCUUACUACUUUAGAGGUUUUAGUUAUUGUAAUUGAUAUCCUUGUGGGUAGAAUUUUAUGAAAGUUUAUUGCAGCUCUAAGAAUGCUGACAGAAAGUGAAAGGAGGGAUUUGAGAAUUUUACAAAAUGGGGUUAAGAAGGGCAGCCAUAUGCAGCAGCACACAGAUCAGUUUGGGCCUGCUAAUUUAAUAAGAUAA
Messenger RNA from Blepharisma stoltei, 660 nucleotides. Lineage: Eukaryota; Ciliophora; Heterotrichea; Heterotrichida; Blepharismidae. The record is from the annotation of a GenBank genome assembly.